UAACGUUUCAUUGAACAUGGGUAUCGUAUAUGUAAUUUCGAAUAAGAAGCUCCUAUAAAUCAAACCAAAAUAAAAUCACUAUCAAAUUAUUGAACUGUAUUGAAAAUAACGGCUUUCAGCACUCACACGUAUACAUACAUAUAUUCGUAUGUGCGUAUGUGCGUAUGUAUGUCGUACGUACAUAAAACUAAAUUGCGCGCAGUCGCAAUUCGAAUCAUUCUCCAUGAACUUUCGGUCGUGUGUGAGUGGAAAAACGGAAAGAGAUGGAUAGUGAAUAAUUAAAACAUCGCUAGUAUCCCGACACAUGUGAACGGUGAGUUCAGUUGCAGAGCACACCACAAACCACGAUUUACCAGUCGUCUUAUUUCAUUCAAGUCUGUACAGCUAAGCUGUCAAAGUUUUCCGAAUUUUUUUCUCUCUUUCCAUCAUUUUUAAAUAAGGAAAAGGUUGUUCUCUGCCUAAAAAGAUUUGCUGAUUAAAUUCAGUUAGCAACACAAUAUAAAUUUCAUCAAACAAUUUCAAAUAUGAAAAUAAGCAAUCUGUUAUCUGGGUUCUCCGCACCUCAGAAGAUAACCUGUGACGGAUAAUACAUUAAUCACCCAAUAAGAUCACAUAAUCAAAGAAAGGAGAAUACGUAAAGUGAGAACGCUGACGAUUUGCAUCAUAAACAUCUUUGCCGAUCCGUCAGAAGAGAAGCAAUCCCAUUUUGGAGUUAUAUUGCUACUUACUUCUUCUAUCUUUUCGAAAAUCAAAAGCAUUGAUCGAGUCAGCGGGUGAAAUUUUCUUUGAUUGAUUUUGAACAUAGUACAAACUAUAAAUAUUUUUUCAUUCCGAAAAAUUUACGUUUCUAAUGGAGUCUACCAACAUGCAUCAGAAAAAUGCUAAUAAAUAUGCAUUGAAUCUCAUCAAUAUUUAAUCCUUGCUUAUUUGUUUAUUCAUUUCAUUAAUUUCGCCAUAACGUAUUCAUUUCAUAAUUGCUUCUACUUCUUUUAAAAAAUUGAUUCAUAUAGAACUUUAUCAUCAUUAUUUGUCUCAUUAAAUUUUUUUUCUCAUCAAUCGUCACUUGUUGAUCAAGUGGAAAAGUUUUCAUUUUCAAUUCAAACUAAUACAAUUAAUACAAAAUGUUAGAAGAAUAUUCGGCAAAUGUUUUGUGGAUAGUUAUUUUGGGUUUCAUAAUUGCAUUCAUUUUGGCAUUCGGCAUUGGUGCAAAUGAUGUUGCAAAUUCGUUUGGCACAAGCGUUGGCUCCGGCGUUCUUUCGAUUAAAUCUGCGUGUUUGUUAGCUACAGUAUGCGAAAUAUCUGGAGCCAUUUUAAUUGGUUACAAAGUAUCAGAUACCAUGCGGAAAGGCAUUCUUGAAAUAAACUUAUACACUAAUUCUGAGACCGAAUUGAUGUUGGGAUUCGUUUCUGCUUUGGCGAGCAGUGCUCUUUGGUUGUUAAUGGCUACAUACUUCGCAUUACCCAUCUCCGGUACGCAUAGCAUUGUUGGGUCAACAUUGGGAUUUUCCCUGGUCGCACGCAAUACAGCGGGUAUACAAUGGUUCACAUUGGGAAAAAUUGUCGGUUCUUGGUUUAUUUCACCCGUUUUGAGUGGAAUAAUGAGUGUUUGUCUCUAUUGGUGUAUCAGGACGAUGAUUUUGAGAUCAAAAAACCCACUGAAAGCGGGUCUUUUUUCAUUACCUCUCAUCUAUGGCCUCACAACUUUUAUCAACGUCAUAAGCAUUGUUCUGGAUGGACCAAAAUUGCUUUACAUGGACAACAUUACAGCGCCAUACGCGAUUGCGAUUAGCUCUGCUAUCGCUUUAGUUGUUGCAAUAAUGGUCCAGUUAUUCUUUGUCCCAUGGCAGCGGCGUGAAAUUACUGGAAAUAAUACUGAUGGUGGUCGAGUAAAAUUCACAAUCAAUGAUUCGAGUGAGUCAACACCAAGUGGUAGUCCAAAACGGAACCGACGUCCAACAUCUCUGGUUCAAUCAGAUUCAAAUACACUACCUGCAAUCACCGAACAAACAGAAUUGGCUUCUUUCAACAAUCUAAAUGGUUUUAGUCCAUGUUUCUAUUCUAAUGAUAAGUCACAACAAAACAGCGAUAAAAGUCCUUCACUAGUCAACGGAAGCUACAAGAUUGAUCCCAAAAUUAUUGAGAAGGCAGAAAAUCUUUUAGGAAAGCAUCGCAGUUUAGAUAACACCGACUUAACUAUUACCAGUUUGAACUUCAUUGAUAACGAACACCAACAGAAUGGUUAUUUGCGUGCAGGCAUUCAAUCUGAGCCACUUCAAAAUUAUUUUGACCAUCAACUAAAUCAUCAAUUUUCACCGGGCUCGAAGCAAGGCGAUGAUAUCGGUUCAAAUGUAACAACGAAGACCUGCAGUGAAAUUGUUAUACCCAUAUCCACAGCUGUUUUUUCGGGAAAAAUUCUAUCUGGUGAUAGAAUCGUCAGCAACAACAACAACGAAGUACAAAAUAAGGGAGAUGAAAGGAAUGGAAUAGGUAAUGUUGUAAAUAUUGAACAUCUUGAAGCAACUACUCUUUCGCCAAACUCAAGCAAGGUACCGCUAAUAUCCUCGAAGCCUGAAGAAAUGACAAAAGUAGAUGAGCCCGAAGAUGUAUCGAAACUUUUUUCGUUCCUUCAAAUUCUGACCGCCACAUUUGGUAGUUUUGCGCAUGGAGGAAACGAUGUGUGCAAUGCCAUUGGUCCAUUGAUAGCUCUAUGGAUGAUUUACAAGGAAGGCACCGUUAUGCAACAAUCGGAAACACCAUUCAUCAUUCUUCUAUUUGGUGGAAUUGGUAUUUCAAUUGGUCUUUGGGUCUGGGGACGACGUGUUAUUGAAACUGUUGGCAAUGACCUAACAAAAAUCACACCCUCAACAGGCUUCACAAUUGAAAUCGGUUCUGCUCUCACCGUCCUUUUUGCUAGUAAAAUUGGCUUACCAAUAUCGACAACUCAUUGCAAAGUGGGUUCAGUUAUAUUUGUUGGCUAUGCUAGUUCACCGCCUUACACAAAUGAAGACAAAGCGGCUGGUCUUCUUCCGCCAAAACCAAUCGACUGGGGACUAUUUCGUAAUAUCAUUUAUGCUUGGGUUGUUACAGUGCCAAUCGCCGCAGCAUUGAGUGCCAUUUUUAUGUUUUCGUUGAGAAAAUUGGUACUUUAAGAAGUGACGCUGAUCUUUUUCAUAAUAAAAAGUAUGUAAUUUCUAUAAUAACGCUGAAUAUUUGUAUAACCUUAGAUAUUCUAUAUUUAAAUUUGAAAGGAAAAAGAAAACAAACCAUUUCAGAUUGAGUUUUAUGCUCAUAGCAGAUAUUUUCACAUACAAAUUUAUUACGAAAAAUUACAAAUUCCAAUAAGUAAUACAGUACCGUUAUGGCUAUAAGUGGGCCAAUUUUAUAUUGUCAGCAGUAUUCAUUUGAUAAUGAUUGCCACUUCUGUCUUAAAUUUCUUCAUUUCCUUCACUAAUUUUCAUUUUAAGUCUGUGUUUCGUUCGGUUAUAUCAGAUAAAUAAUUGUUUCAAACCAAUAUUUAGUAUUUCAAUUUUGUUUACCAUCAUUAUCAUUUUCAAGACUCUAUGGAGACUUUUAGAUAAGUGGAUAGUUUUAUUAUUAUGUUCUUCAUUGAAUUCUAUUAUUCAUUGUGAUUAUUGAAAAUAUUUGAGUCGAAGGAAUGUUACGUCAUUCGGUUUUCACUGAUUUGACAAAUUUCGUGGAGAAAUUAUUAAAGCUGCUGCUGAAAAGUUUCAGCUUACCUUUUUUGACCCCAUUAAAAAUAAAUAAAUUUGUGUUAAAUAUGA
Molecule: messenger RNA, 3782 nt
Organism: Sitodiplosis mosellana (orange wheat blossom midge)
Lineage: Eukaryota; Metazoa; Arthropoda; Insecta; Diptera; Cecidomyiidae
Gene: NaPi-III
Product: sodium-dependent phosphate transporter 1
Exons: 9
Coding region: 1122-3149 (675 amino acids)
Biological process (GO): phosphate ion transmembrane transport
Cellular component (GO): membrane
Molecular function (GO): phosphate transmembrane transporter activity
Source: RefSeq, a predicted model, not a curated record